CUGCCAACAGACGAAAAAAGCUGUUUGUUUUAAAUGUUGUGCCUUCGGUUAGACAAAGUUUGUGUGUUAAAAAUUUUACAAUACGUUUCACUUAAAACAACGGUACUGAGUGACGCUGACGUUUUAGCAUUUCAGCGAAAUUUAGCUGUUUUUAACAAGGUAUUAGCUUAGCAGCACUUAGCAGGCUGUAACGUGUCCGUUUUAGAAGAACUGUGGGAUUUGUUUUCCCAGUUCAAGUUACGAGUCGGCACUCUCUGAUCAUUGGUUCUCUCAGAGUGAGAUCAUGUCACGGCGCAGCCUUCACCUCCGCACAUCUGCCAACUGUGGCAAUGAAGGCAUGCUUGACCGCAGCCUGCCACACAGCAGUGCCUCCUACAGUGUGGGAGGACCCAGCUGGAGAAGCACGAAGUCACUGAAGUCGCGGCGUUCUCACACAGUCUCUUGCUCAGAGUCUCUACUCCAUCAACACACUCCAUGCAAACACAACAGCAGCCUUCACAGUGUGGCCUCAGACGCCUCGCUGCUGUCCUCACUACUAGACGAGUCCAGUAUCCAGGAAACCACUCUGGUUGAAGGAUUAUUAGGUUUGGACCAGGAGGAUGAUCAUAAAGAAAGCACUGUGCUUGCAGACCAGAACUCUGUGAUUAGCCGUUCACAUGGAAGCUGUCUGAAACAUGCGGGUCAGACCCAGGCCCCCGCGCUUAGCAAAAAGUACUGCAAAGACUGCGAGCCUCAUUCUGACAGAAAGGAGGAAUGCACCGCUUCAGCUGCAGCCUUCUCAUCAGGACCCACAGACUCCGAACAUUCCUUCAUCUACAGCCAGGACAAGAGGCACAAGAGGAUGACAGCUCACAGUUACCGUGGAGGGGUCAUGAACCUGAAGACCACAAGCCAGGACAGUCAUCCCACCACAUCUCUAUGGCGGACAGCAGCUGAAGUCUUCAAGUGGUUCAGAAAACAAUGGCAUCACAUGACCAAUAGGUUCCUUCUGAUUGGGUGUUUCCUCAGACUUCUUCUGGUUCUGGUUUCACUGCUUCUCUUCAGUAUUUGCUGGUGUCAUCUGACAGUCAGAACUGUGGACGAACCCAAAGUUCUACAGACAGAGUCUCUUCACAGUGAACCUCCAACCACAGACGUGCCGGCAGGAACCCAGCAAGACAAAAACCCAGUGAUGGAUGGCUCUGUGCGGCUCGCCGGUCUGGAGCAGAGUCUGCAGGCACUGUGGGAGUCAGUGAUUGCAAGUGGGCGGCAAGUGGAGGAGAAGCACAGCGAGAUGUCCCAGCUGCAGCACCGCCUCCAGCAGCAGCUCCUCUCUGCCCAGAGUACCAUCAAGGACCUCAAACCCUGGCUAGCCAGCCAGCUGGGCCAACAGCUGCAUCACCUUAGAGGCCAACUGUCUAAGGAGAGAAUCCAGCGGGAGCAGAUUCGACAGCGGGAUCUGCUGAUGCAGCAGCAAUGGAUGUCUUGUCUGGACCAGUUGGAGCUGCAGCUGCGCCGCAUGGAGGAGAUUGAGUCAAGUCGGCGUGAAGCUUCAACGGUCUCACUUGAAACUCUUCACACUACUGAUGGUGUUUGUGUGGAUCGUCAGUCCCAUGAUGCUUUGCUGGCAGAGGUGAAGCAGCUGAAGGCGGCUCUGGAAGACAUGAAGGAGGCUCUUCACAGAGUUUCUGAGCUUCAGGAUGAUGGCAGCCUGGAUAGAAUCCAGCAGACGAUUUCUGCUCAGGUCCAUGAGGAGGUCUGGGGUCUGAUCUACGGCAACCAGUUGAUGUUGGAGGGCGGGGCCGCAGGAGAUCCCCACUCCCUGCCGGAGUCCUUUUUGCAGUGGCUGUCACAGCAUUAUGUGAGCAGGGUGGACCUGCAGGCUUCGGUGGCCUCACUUAAGCUCAACAUCAUCGAGAACAUCAGCCUUUACCUGGAACGGCACCAGGAUGAGGGAACAGUCAGAGACACUGUUGUGCAAACCACCACCGGGGGCGCUGUCACUGAGGAGGAAGUCCAUGUCAUCGUGAAGAAUGCUCUGCGACUGUUUUCCGAGGACCGUACCGGUCUGGCUGACUACGCCCUGGAGUCUGGAGGGGGCAGCAUUCUAACGACUCUGUCCUCUGAGACCUAUAAGUCGAGGGCGGCCCUGAUCAGUCUCUUCGGUAUUCCUCUUGGUUAUUUCUACCACACACCUCGAACUGUUAUCCAGCCGGACGUGUAUCCAGGAAAUUGCUGGGCCUUCAGAGGAUCCAGCGGCUUCUUGGCGAUCCGCCUCUCCAUGAUGAUCAUCCCCACCGCCUUCUCCAUGGAGCACCUCCCCAAAGCCCUGGCUCCCGGCGACACGUACCACAGCGCCCCGCGACAGUUCAGCGUUUAUGGUCUGGAUGAUGACAGCCAGGAAGAGGGAAAGCUCCUGGGCAGUUACACCUACGAUGUGGAAGGAGAGGCAGUCCAGACCUACCCGACCUCUGAGGAGAACAGCCGAGCCUACCAGAUCAUCAAGGUCCAGGUGUUGUCCAACUGGGGCAGUGAGGACUAUACGUGCAUGUACCGCUUCAGAGUGCACGGGACACCCAGUGGCCAGUGAGAGAAGGCGCUGCUGUGGCGUUUAUUCAAACCACACAACAGAACCUCAU
Thalassophryne amazonica is the source of this 2618-nucleotide messenger RNA. Its product is annotated as SUN domain-containing protein 1-like. Gene Ontology annotation, molecular function: protein-membrane adaptor activity. The transcript is spliced from 19 exons. The coding region runs from base 284 to 2569 and encodes 761 amino acids. NCBI's taxonomy places the organism in Eukaryota, Metazoa, Chordata, Actinopteri, Batrachoidiformes, Batrachoididae. The record is from RefSeq and is a predicted model, not a curated record. Gene Ontology annotation, cellular component: nuclear envelope; meiotic nuclear membrane microtubule tethering complex. Gene Ontology annotation, biological process: nuclear envelope organization.